AUGUCAAACCGGUUCGUAUCGGGCGGGACAAUAAACACUUCCCCCGACACGGAACCAAAGGAAGCCGCGCCCCGUGAACGGUUAGCCAAGAGCACAGAAUGGGAGGCCGUGCAGCAGGAACUGGAGAACGACCGGAAGCGAAGAGAGGAGGAGAGGCUGAAGGGUGCGGCGGGGGAAGAGAGAAGUCUAUAUGACGUGUUGCAAGCCAACAAAGGUGGGUGUCCCUGUUAUUCUGUCCCCUUUUUCAUCGCCAUCUCUGUCUGCCUGGGGAGCACUGGACGGGGGCUAAUGCCGCACCCUGGGCCGAGCACAGCCGCCAAACAGGCCGCUUUUGAGGAGCAGAACAAGAUUCGGAACCAGUUUCGGGCGCUGGACGACGACGAGAUUGAGUUUCUGGACGAGGUCGUCGCCGCGAGGAGGAAGGAGGAGGAGAGGGUGAGGCGGGAGACGGAGGACGGGGUGAGGGCGUUUCGGGAGCUGCAGAGGCGGAGGGGGAGUGGCGGGGAGGCAGUGGACGAGGGGCACGACGAGGGGGAGGACUGGGGCGUUGGGAGGAAGAGGAAGAGGAGGGAUAGGGAUAGGGAGAAGGCGGUGGUGAGGAGGAGGGCGGAUGGGGCGCAGAGGCUGGCCGAGAGUCAGAGUCGGGAUGGGAAGCCUGCCGGGAACGUGGAGGCGGACGAGAAGACGGCGUCGGCUGAGAGGCCGGAGAAGAAGAGCGCCCUGGUGGACUACGGCUCAGAUAGCGAUGAAUAG
Molecule: messenger RNA, 753 nt
Organism: Metarhizium brunneum ARSEF 3297
Lineage: Eukaryota; Fungi; Ascomycota; Sordariomycetes; Hypocreales; Clavicipitaceae
Cellular component (GO): nucleus
Source: RefSeq, a predicted model, not a curated record